Ruditapes philippinarum (Manila clam) is the source of this 3814-nucleotide messenger RNA. RefSeq lists its product as uncharacterized. The record is from RefSeq and is a predicted model, not a curated record. Lineage: Eukaryota; Metazoa; Mollusca; Bivalvia; Venerida; Veneridae. Gene Ontology annotation, biological process: anatomical structure morphogenesis. Gene Ontology annotation, cellular component: cytosol. Gene Ontology annotation, molecular function: protein binding.
GCUGCUUGGACAGACUGGUCCUCAUGUUCAGAAGCUUGUUGAGAAAAAUGUCAUCAGUGUCACAUCAAAGCUCAUUGACAAUGAUGUAGACGCACUGAAGUCGUCUGCACUAAGAUGUAUACACAGUCUAUCUGUCCAUGGAAGUACUCUCCUAUUUGCCAGACAGGUGAUAGCUUCAGGUAAAAUACCCUACUUACUAUCACUAGUGAAAGAGUCCAAUAUAGAAGCAUUCCAGAUAGUCACUCGUCUCUGUGAGCAUCACAACUUCAGAGCCGAAUUCGGGAAUUCAGGGGGAAUAACCAUGUUUUAUGAGGAGUUUUCAUCACAGGAGCCUUUCUGGGAAUAUCUCAGAGAAGAUCUAUUGAGUGUGCUUUGUCUGUGUUGUAAGGAAGCUGUAAAUAGAGUUAAACUCCGAGACGAAAACGUUCUGCGGUUUUUCAUACAGUCCCUAGAAGAUGUUAAGUUCCAAACAUUACAUGCACGAAUUAUCAGUGCCCUAGUUUGUUUUUUGUAUGAUGAGACAAGUUUCGAUGUGCUCCUGGAAAACGGUCUAGUCCCUUUAUUGAUAAACCAUUUAAAAACUUAUAUAAUGCAAGAAAAUGAUGAUGGUGAUGAUGAUAAUGAUAGUCAUAAAAAAGAGAAAGAAGCUGUUAUUGAUAAACCAAAGGACAAAGAAGUAGCCACAGAUCCACAUGAUUCUAAGCAGACCGCUGGAAAAAUAGGAGAGAUUGAAGACAAUGAACCAAAGUUAAACACUGAGCCCAAUAUUAAUAAAGAUAUUGACCCUGCACAAGAAAUAAAACCAGAAAUUGAAGUGGGACAAGAUGUAUGUCAAGACAAUCAAGUGGAAGAUAAGUUGGAGAAUAAAACUGAAGCAGGUUUAGAAGAUACUGAACAACAGGAGACUGAGGUAAUGAAAGAGUCUGAUGAUGGUAAUGAAAAAGAAACCAAUGAAUUUAACACCAAUCAAGGUGCUGGAAAGAUAACAAAAAGACCUGUAUACAGUAUAGACAGUCCAAGUUAUAGGUCCAGUGUGGAAUGGGAACCUCAGGAUUAUCAAGGUGCAAAGUGCAUCGAAAGAUUCACACCUCCUCAUUCAUUUGAGUAUUCCCUGAAGAGCUCCUAUAGUCCACUUAGCAAUUGUUCAUAUUAUUCUCCUGGAGAAAGUUCUCCAGAGUACAGCCCACCAUCUUCUCCAAAUACCAGUCCAAGUCCACAGAGGGCUAGUAGAAAAAUAUUCCCAGAAACCAGUCCAAGCAGUUGUCAUAGUUACACUUCUUUGACUGGUUCACAGUCUCCAGAAAAUUAUCACCCGAAAUACACAGGCAUAAAUUGCAAGCUGUAUAGGACAACUAUAAGUCCUGUAACUAGUCCAGAAUGUUCAAAAAGGUCAAUAUCACCUUUUAACACCAAUUUAUCAAGUCCAGAAAGAGGCUCACAGGAAGAAGAUGUAAAUGAUGCACAUGAUAAUUUAUUUUUGAACAGCUCUGAAGGAAUCUCUGACGAUCCAUUCACUUUGGAGGAAAGUCCUUUAGUGCCGGAACAAACACAAGCUAAAGUCAAACAUUCAGCAGUUGAUUCCAGUCAAGGAUUUGAUUACAAGUUUGACAAGACCGAUAUUGAAAACACUAGUAAUGAUCCAGAUGGGUUAAACAGUCAAUUUAUUGAAAAAGGAAAUGAGAAUUUCAAUAAAAAAUUAUCAACUUUAAAAGAAACGCUUAAUAAGGAGAAAGGGCAUUGCAAAAGGAAACGGGUUCCCAGCAGAAAUAACGUUACGGAAUACAACAUUUUGGUUCUGUUAUCACGGGUAUCGCAAAUGACUGAUCCCACAAUGCAACUGGUUACCAUGGAAGUGUUAGACGGUUUGUUUGGCUAUAUGAGCAUUAUGGAAUUCCCACUCGCUCGAUGUCCGCGUCUGCUAUCAAGAGUGUUCAGAAAUCCUUUAUGCUUUAACAAGCUGUUGAUGCUGAACAUCCCGAUGAAGAUUUUUGACAAGCUUCUGAAGAACGAAGAUUUAAACGCUUUAACAAAAGACUUGCAUAGCAAGAAAAACAUUGUGAAGAGAAAGUCAAGCUAUGGGAAAGCAGAAAUUGAGCAUGAAGUUUCAGCAGACGAAGAUAGGUUUUCAGUUAGUGAUGACUCAGUAGAAGAAGAACAUCUGGGUAAAAGAAGGAAAAUAGCCGAAGGAGUCGAUAAGUCACAGCAGUCUUUUUCAUUUAAAGGACAAUAUCACAAACAAGAGGAAGGUAUAUGUAAUGUCGGGAAAAGUGCGAUGGCAUUCCUCGAAGACCUCAGUGGCAUUGUAGACGUGAACUAUGGCUUGGGUGCUAUAGAUAGACUAUUACAUAUAGUAGCAAGGGACCAACAUGUUCAACUCUGUAUUAAUAUUCUUGCUAUCACAUGGACCCAAGCAUCAAGACAGUACUUCUUCACUCAGAGAGAGAUACUUGAUCAAGUUCUUAGUGUUCUUCAACCUUCUAGUGACUUUGAUGAUCAUCAGUUCUUACAAGCAGUAAAUGCUUUACGACUUCUAGUCAGUGCUAUAAAUACAAAGAAAAAAUAUCAGGUAGUGAAAAAUAGGUAUUCGUUAACAGAAGCUGUUGAACGAUCAGAACUCGUUUGCAGAGCUGGUUCCUAUGCCGUUCCUUCCAGCAAUAGUGAAAAUAAGUGGCGUGAACAGAGGUCAAAGUUACCGUUACAUUUACAAGGUCAUCGUGAUGAAAGUUCAAGGUCAUGUUGUGUUUCUGAUGGUUCUAUUACCAUGGAUACAGUCUUCGUUGUCAAGAACGAGAAAAUCUCGGCAAACAGAGCAAUCUUGGUGGAAAAAUCGGAGAUAUUUGCCGCCAUGUUGGACGGCCACUACUCCGAAGCUCAGCAGUCGGAGAUCAAAAUUCCGGAAACGUCGAAAUUUGCAUUUAAAUUAUUGAUACAUUACCUACAUGGUUGUGAAAAAGGAAAAUGUACGACCAUUGACCUACUUUUUUCAAAACAAGUUGAUAAAAAGUCUGCGAAGCAGUGUAUCGGUGUAUUAGAAGAAGCGAACAAAUAUAUGCUGACCAAACUAUGGGAUUUGGCAUAUGAAUGUCUAUGUUUACGAUACUUAAUUCCCGAGUCAGCAUUUUUGGUGAUGAAGUACGCAGUAUUACAUAGGAAAGAUCAGUUAUUGAAGGCUUCGGUGUCCUGUGUUUUCUCUGACAGUAAAAGUACGGAAGAAAUAAUAGAACAUUUAAGUGAAAUAUUAAGUUCAUGCUAUGCUGAUAUAUUUGUGGCAACUCUUAGAGAUGUAUUGAUAGAAUAGUUUAGAAACUUGUAUAAAAAAGCGCAUACACACAAACAAAACCCCCCAAACUUUCCUCAACUUAUUUCCAUUACUAUAUACAUGAGUAUGUUAAAAACCUCAGUUAAACCUUAUUGCAAAACUUUUUUGUCAGCAAUAAACUGCCAUAUUAAUAAUUUUAUUUCCAGUUCAUAUUUGUACCUUUUGCUCUACCCAAAAUUAUAUACACAAUUAUUUCAUAACAUUUUUGGUAGUUUUUCAAAAAGAGAUGCUCAAGUACUCUGAAAUGUGUUGUUUUUUUCCAGUUAAACAAAUUAUUUAAGUUACACAUUGGUAAAUAUAUUGAUAAUACAGGUAACUCUUUUGUGAGCAGUACUGCAUCAUGACACUAACAGUCGAAGCUCAUUUAUGCCCUUAAAUAAAAUGUGAAAAAAAAAACAAACACAUUUGCCAAGUUCUAGAAAAGAUCUUCAGUUUUAAUAAGAAAGAUUCAUGUGCAUAUUGUGAUGCAGUUGUGAAUAUGAGCCAGUAAUUGUA